Messenger RNA from Solanum verrucosum, 459 nucleotides. RefSeq lists its product as uncharacterized. The record is from RefSeq and is a predicted model, not a curated record. The transcript has 5 exons. NCBI's taxonomy places the organism in Eukaryota, Viridiplantae, Streptophyta, Magnoliopsida, Solanales, Solanaceae. Bases 1 to 459 code for a protein of 152 amino acids.
AUGGGAGUAGACAAGAGUGAUUGGGAAUGGUUGGUCAAGGAACAUUUUUUAUCUCAGAAAUUUAAGGACGCAAGUACAAGAAACUCAGUCAAUAGGUCUAAGUUGCGUAUGCCUCAUCGUACGGGUAGCAGGCCUAUUAGAGAGAUUGUUUACGAAAUGGGAGGCAAAGAUGGUAAUCCACCAAACAUGGCAACUAUUUUCUUUGAGACACUGGAAAGGUGCUUUGGACCUCAAUGCAAAAGUCACGUAGUUGGAUUUGGUGGUGGAAUAACAACUAAGGAGUUAAAAGGCGGUACCACCUCAAAGGCUGCAUUGUGGGAAGAGCUGAAAACAACUCGAAAAGAAAAGGAAUCACUACAAAAACGCAUGGAUAUUCUAGAGAGUAAAUAUGAACACCUUGAAAAUAUAGUGAUCUGUCAGUCUUCAUCAGUUCCAUCAAUUCCAUCAGUUGUGCUAUGA